UCCUCCAGCAUGCCGAAUUCAGAAAAGUAUUCGAAACCAAGCGAGCAAAUCUUCAUCUUUGGGCUUCUGGGGAAAACCGGAUAAGCUCAGCACCAGAACCCGACGGGAUCUCGUGUUUUUUCUGUUCUUUCUUCUUCCUUUUCUUCUUUUCGCCUUCUCUUUUGUGUGGCCCGUUUGAGAGAGAGAGAGAGAGAGAGAGACCUUCUCCGCCGCUUCUCAAGAUGUCCUCCCAGGCCUCGGGGCCCCAUUGUUGGAGCGUGCGGGAUGCUGUGCGUCUGGCAGCCUGGCUCUCGGGCUGCGCGGCGGCGCUCUCCCCGAACGGCACCGCGUUCGUGGACCACUGCAAGAAGCACUCGACGUGCGAGGCGCUCAGGUACAACACGUGCCUCGGAUCGCCGUUGCCCUACACGCACACCUCCCUGGCCCUGGCCGACGACUCCGGCACCCAGGAGGAGGCUUUUGAGAAGUUGACCAUGUGGUCCGGUCUGCGGAACGCUCCGCGCUGUUGGUCCGUCAUCCAGCCUCUGCUCUGUGCCAUCUACAUGCCCAAAUGUGAGAACGGCCGCGUGGAGCUGCCCAGCCAGAGCCUGUGCUUGGCCACGCGUGGGCCGUGCAGCAUCGUGGACCAGGAGAGGGGCUGGCCAGGCUUCCUCAAGUGUGACAAAUUCCCCCAAGGCUGUUCGAACGAGGUGCAGAAGCUGAAGUUCAACAUGUCGGGCCAGUGCGAGGCUCCCUUGGUGAAGACGGACAUUCAGUCCAGCUGGUACAAGGACGUGGAGGGCUGCGGCAUCCAGUGUGACAACCCGCUGUUCACCGAGGAGGAGCACGACGACAUGCACGCCUACAUCGCUUACUUUGGCACCAUCACCCUCCUGUGCACCUUCUUCACCCUGGCGACGUUUCUCGCCGACUGGAAGAACUCCAACCGCUACCCGGCCGUCAUCCUCUUCUACAUCAACGCCUGCUUUUUCGUGGGCAGCAUAGGCUGGCUGGCCCAGUUCCUGGACGGAGCGCGCGACGAGAUCGUGUGCAAGAGCGACAACACCAUGCGACUCGGCGAGCCGUCGUCUUCGGAGACGCUGUCGUGCGUCACCAUCUUCAUCAUCGUGUACUACUCCCUGAUGUCGGGCGUGAUCUGGUUCGUCAUGCUGACCUACGCCUGGCACACGUCCUUCAAAGCCCUGGGCACCACGCAACAGCCGCUGUCUGGCAGGACCUCCUACUUCCACAUGGUCACCUGGUCCAUCCCCUUCGUCCUGACCGUGGCCAUCCUGGCCAUCGCCGAGGUGGACGGAGACUCCGUCAGCGGGAUCUGUUUCGUGGGAUACAAGAACUACAGAUACCGUGCCGGGUUUGUGCUCGCCCCCAUCGGGGUGGUGCUCGUCGUCGGAGGCUACUUCCUCAUCCGGGGCGUCAUGACGUUGUUUUCCAUUAAGAGCAACCACCCCGGGCUGCUGAGUGAGAAAGCCGCAAGCAAAAUCAAAGAGACGAUGCUGAGACUUGGUAUUUUUGGAUUCCUCGCUUUCGGCUUCGUCUUCAUCACCUUUGGCUGCCACUUCUACGACUUCUUCAACCAGGCCGAAUGGGAGCGGAGCUUCAGAGAAUACGUGCUGUGCGAAGCCAACGUGACAAUCGCCUCUCAGACCAACAAGCCGAUCCCAGAAUGCACCAUUAAGAACCGGCCCAGCCUGAUGGUGGAGAAGAUCAACCUGUUCUCCAUGUUUGGGACGGGCAUUGCUAUGAGUACCUGGGUCUGGACCAAGGCCACCAUCCUCAUCUGGAGACGGACCUGGUGCAAGAUUAUUGGCCGCAGCGACAACGAACCCAAGAGGAUCAAGAAGAGCAAGAUGAUUGCCAAGGCGUUUGCGUUGAGGAAGGAACUUCACAAGGACCCAGAGAAGGAGCUGUCCUUCAGCAUGCACACCGUGUCCCACGAGGGACCCGUGGCCGGAAUCAAUUUUGAGCUGAACGAGCCAUCGAAUGACAUGUCGUCGGCUUGGGCGCAGCAUGUGACCAAGAUGGUGGCCAGGCGAGGUGCCAUUCUGCCUCAGGACAUCUCCGUUACUCCUACGGGUACACCAGUGCCACCUCCAGAGGAGAGGAACAGACUGUGGAUGGUGGAGGCGGAGAUCUCGCCAGAGAUGAUAAAGAGAAAAAAGAAGAAGAAGAAGAGGAAGAAGGACGUGCGUCCAUCGCAGGAGGCGGCGGAACACCGCGGCUAUCCCCAGCGCGAGUUCGGCCGCAGCUCGGUGCCUCGCUUGCCCAAGUUGCCGUGCCAUCCCAGCCUGGUCGCAAACCUGCGGGAGCAUCAGAGGCAACAGCGGGCGCCGGAGGAGGAGGAGGAAGAGGAGGAGGUCCUGCCGGGGUCCUACCCGGAUACCCGGCCCUCCCACUCCGUGUCCCGCGAGCAGAGGCGCCCCUACCCCUCGUACCAGAGCGGCCGGCACAGCUACGGCCGCGGCCGCCCUCCGGCCUACAGCGACCGCCCGGAGGAUCUGGGCCUCGGCCCCCGCUGCCCCCCCCCAGCCUCCACCUGGCAGCCCGGCGGAGCUGAGGCGGAGCUCGCCGACGGGCUGCCGGAGAGAUUGGCCCACGUGGCUCGGGUGCCGGCUGGACGCAGGGCCGGCUACGGGCCCGUUCACUCUCGGACCAAUUUAAUGGAGGCGGAGCUUAUGGACGCCGACUCUGACUUCUGAGAGCACAGCUCGGGUUUAUCGCUCGGCGGUACGCAGGACAGUAAGCAACAAAAAGUGCUGGAUACUUUCUAAAUUCUUACAUAAGUGCAUCUAAUUCCACCUACCGAGUACUCCAGAUGGAAGCCGGUCACUUUUAAAAUAUAGAGGGGUUUUUUAAUGUUUGGAAAACAGACAAAGGGAUAGUGGAAAAAUAUGUUGUGAAUAAGAAAUACUUUUUUUUUUUUUUUGGUGUACUUUAUUUGUGUCCAAUAAAAUUUCAAGGCAACUCCAUGAUGACAAAAAGGCAGCUAAACUUCAUAUUGCUUGAAACAGAACUCCCCCCCCCCCCCCCCCCCUUCCCCCCGGAUGUAUUCAUUCGCUAAGAUCAGCUCAGCACGACAUCCUCUAUACACCUUGUUAGAAAUCAAUUAUAUUGUUAAUCUUUGUACAACAGCUUGUGUCAUACUUGUUUUUACUGUGCCAGGGCUGUAAAACCCGACUCACACAAAAGACCGUACAGGUUUUUCAAAAAAAUGCUACGGGCUACUUGCAAAUACAUUUGAACCCAUUUGAAUACAUUUGAAGUCUUCUUAUGUGUCAUAUUUAACUUUUUUUUUUAAGAUCCCCUUUCUCUCUUCCCACCACUAUUUAGCCAUUUAUUACUUUUUAAUGUGCUGUGAACUUGAGGUGUGAUUGCAUAUGCUCGGGUUUCUGGUGCAAUGAACCAACAAUUGGCUUCUUUUUUUUUUUUUGUCCAGAUCAAAGAAAUACAUAAAUUAAUGCUGUGGUUUUCUAUUUCUUGAGUUAUUUUUGUAUAUUUCAGAACAUUUUUUCGCCUUGAAAGUGUUUUUUCUUCAGCAGUAUUUCUACAUAUUUUAAAUUGUUGCAUAUUCAAUAUUAACUGGCCUUCAGUUUUUUUCCUUCAUUAAAUCAAGUUAAAAAUCUUUUGUUUGACGUAUUUUAGAUAGCAGUGGGCUUAGAAGUCACUUUUAACAUAAAUGCUUCUAUUUUACAAUCUCUCUUUCUAAGUGUGUAUGUGUUAUGUAUAUACGUUGUUCAUAGAUUUCUCAAUAAGGGUAUAAUUUGUACAGAUUUCUACAUCAAGUCACUCGAUUACUCUGCCGAAUUGAAUAAUAAAAAGGGAAGAGUCAACUGUGCUAUAGAAAGUUGUCACUGUACUUGUGUACACUGUGUUGUAACCAAAACUUCGCCUGUAUUGUCAUUUGAAACUGAUUAAUGACGCUGAAAUCACUCUUAGCCAACGGUAAGUACUUUGUCUAUAUGUAAGUGUCCAGACAUUCAUGUGAAAUGUGUAUGAUGGAGAAUUAUUUGUGUAAGUAGUUAACACACUGCUAUGAAUUCAAUUAUAUAGAACAAAGUAAAGAAUAGCCGAUAUCCGUCCAAGACAUUUCCGUUCAAAGAAUAUUUAGAAGUUAAAUGAGUAUUGUUUUACAUUGUAUGCCCAGAUAUGUAAUUAUUUCCGUUUUUGUAAACUUCAAAAUGUUCAGGCUUACCUGCAGGCCUUGUCUUUGUCUCCCAACUGCGUCAAAAUGUCUUCGUGUCACUUUGUGCAGCUGUACUUCUUGUUUUUAUUUGUAAAUAAAAGGAGCC
Molecule: messenger RNA, 4286 nt
Organism: Pungitius pungitius (ninespine stickleback)
Lineage: Eukaryota; Metazoa; Chordata; Actinopteri; Perciformes; Gasterosteidae
Gene: smo
Product: smoothened, frizzled class receptor
Exons: 12
Coding region: 222-2696 (824 amino acids)
Biological process (GO): commissural neuron axon guidance; central nervous system development; smoothened signaling pathway
Cellular component (GO): plasma membrane; cilium; dendrite
Molecular function (GO): transmembrane signaling receptor activity; patched binding
Source: RefSeq, a predicted model, not a curated record